UGCGUGAUAAAAUGAGGAAAUGGAGGGAAGAAAACUACCGAAACAGUGAACAGAUAGUGGAUGUUGGAGAAGAGUUAAUUAAUGAAUAUGCAUCUAAACUUGGAGAUGAUAUUUUGUCUUCAGGAGCUAAGGCGUCAGUUUCCUGGGAGCCACAGAGUUAAAAGAUUAACUGGAAUGAGAUUUGAAGCUAUGGAAAGGUAUGAUGAUGCUAUCCAGUUAUACGAUAGAAUUUUACAAGAGGAUUCAACUAACACAGCAGCAAGAAAGCGUAAGAUUGCCAUUCGAAAAGCCCAGGGGAAAAAUCUUGAGGCCAUCCGAGAGCUGAAUGAAUAUCUGGAACAAUUUGUUGGAGACCAAGAAGCUUGGCAUGAACUUGCAGAACUUUACAUCAAUGAACAUGACUAUGCAAAGGCAGCCUUCUGCUUGGAGGAGCUUAUGAUGACUAAUCCACACAACCACUUAUAUUGUCAGCAAUAUGCUGAAGUUAAAUACACUCAAGGGGGGCUUGAAAACCUUGAGCUAUCAAGAAAGUAUUUUGCACAAGCACUGAAGCUUAACAACAGAAAUAUGAGAGCUUUGUUUGGACUUUACAUGUCUGCCAGCCAUAUUGCUUCCAAUCCAAAAGCAAGCGCAAAAAUGAAAAAAGAUAAUAUGAAGUAUGCCAGCUGGGCAGCUAACCAAAUAAAUAGAGCAUACCAGUUUGCAGGUCGCAGUAAGAAAGAAACUAAAUACUCUCUGAAGGCAGUGGAAGACAUGUUGGAGACCCUGCAAAUCACUCAGUCUUAGGUUGGCACAGAGAUCCAAUAUUAAAUUUUUCAAUUCCAUGCAACUUGUAACGACCUCUGGGUUAUGUUACUCUAGUGCUGUUAAAGUUAAUUUUGUAUUGAUUAAUGUGCUACCUAAAUAAUGUUUUAUGAAAAAUAAAAUACCUAUUUAUUGCUGCUAUGAGAAGUGUGAUGAAUACUCACUGAAAUUAAUAACUUAUCCACAUAGACAGUGACAUGUGCUGCACAUCAGUCUCUUCAAAAUUUUGUAUCUGUAGUACCUGCUUUUAAGCCAUAAUUUGUAGAAAUAAACUUGGUAAAUGAUUAAAAAACAUACAGUGAUUUAUUGGACUUUCAAAUGGAAAUGAUGGAUGUAUAUAUGUAGAUGAAUAAUGUGUGUUAGAAAUUUUUAUCUUAUUUGUAAAUAUAAGAGUAAAAGCAUGCUACAGAGGUACACUUUCUGGUAAACAUUUACCGUACAGCAAAGAGUGGUUAUGAAUACACUUUGUUAGAGAAAAAAGCUGAUGUUAUUUUUAUUAAUGGGUGAUAUCCAGUAUUGUAGAAAUGGAGAAAACUUUUUUGUGUGCUUUGCUUCAGAGGUGCUCUUAUACUGACUCAAGGCCAAAGACGUUCUUCUGUGUGGCUUUGUGGGCAAAUGCUUCCAUGUCCCCAGUUCUCCAGUCAGUAGAUGCAUAUGCACUCUAUUUUAUUCCUUCUCUGUAUCCUUUGUUGUACAUAAGUUCCAUAUCAUGAAUUUCAGAAGCAUCUGAGUGCAUGCUAGCCUGUACUAAUUUUGUACCUAUGGUAUGGGUACCCCUUCACUGUGAUCUAAACUACGGUAUAUUAGCUUCUCCACAGUAACCAAGUGUUACUGCAUUGUAAGGACCAGAUAGCUUGUUCAAUUUCCUUGUACUUACUGUAGGAUAAAAGUGGUUUUACAUCAUUAGCGUGAAGCAUAUAGCACACUGUAAAUCAAUAUUUUAUUUCUCUUUUAGGCACUUGUUUAUUUACUCAGAUAAUUAGUCAAGCAUCCUAAUUCAUGCAUUUUGCAGUUCUGAUCAUUCUGGAUGUUGUCCAGGUGUGUACUGUGGCAAUUCAGUUGCACAGCUAUCAUUUCAUUUGUUCCAGCUUCAGUAAGAUUGCAUAACAGCAGAAACAUACCCUUGACAAAUUUGAAUAAAAAUAUUGCAAUGUCAUUUUUAUGUACUGUUAACCACCAUCCAACCUGGGUUUGAGUUUCAUAUUUUAUACUGCCUACUCUAUAUAGAUGGGUAGGUUAAAGGCUGUGUAUUAAAAUGCCCUUUUUAUGACCCUGGAUUUGAUGUAAUAAACCAAAGCUGAGCUCUUGCUUAAAAACAAAGCAUCAAGAACUUUCCUUGUGAGUUCAAAGCUUGAAAAUGUAUAUAACUGAACUGGCUGUUGCAUAAGACUGUGCCUUUAGGAAACAUGUAAAAUCUCAUUCCCAUUAUCCAUGAAUUAGGUUGGAGUAUGAUAGUGUGCUAUGCCAUGAGAAUUAAUUCUAUGUGGAAUCUUAACUUAAUUCAGUACUGUUGAAAUAUAAAACUGCAAAUACUGCGUAGUGUUCCAUUAAAUCACCCAAUUCUAACUUGGAAAUACUGAAGAUCCUUUUAUAGUAGUAAUGUACAAACUGGCCUCAGAACAGUAUUUUAAGAUAAAUUACUUAUAUUUCAGGUGAAAAACCUAGAAAAUGUCAUAGAUGAACCUAUGUAUUUCUGUUUGGAUUUAUAGUCUUUUACUGUAUGAGUGUGCCAUCUAGAGUUUUAAACCCUCAUUAGUCUUUUUUUUAAAUUUUACCUGCAUCUCAGAUAACUUCGUUGCUAAUUGGUUGCUUCAUCGUUAAUUCUUAAAAUUAAAAAUGGUGGGAAGCUGUAUGAUUGAGUAAAAUUACUUAGCGGUCCAUAACAUUUUACCUUCAAGGUAUUAAAAAACUUUAGUACAGUAUUCUUGUGCAACAGGCGUCUAUGCUGCUGGAAAUUGUUAUAUAUAAUGCUUUAUUCAGGGAUCACUUUUAACAUAACAUCAGACUCGGGCAUAUAGUAUAUCAGUUUCUCUGUAAGGACUUCUGUAUUUUGUUUUCAGUGAUUUGAUGACAAAUUUCAUCUAAUUUGGCUGCUUAGAACCUUCUGGUUUUCACUACUGCUUAGCAUCUUUUCAAAAUUACUAUUUAGCACUCUGAUUUGUGCUUGUAUUUUGGCAUAAUUCCCACAUAGUAGAGUUUACAAAUUUACCUAGCAAAUAAUUGUGACAAAUUUGUAUUUACUUCAAAGAUAAAAUAAAUUACUCCUGUGAAAAUGCAUGGACAGUCUUUGAUAGAACUAUUGAAUUGCAGCAAUGGAAAUUUGGGGGGUUUUCCAUAAUCAAAUGAAAAAAUAAAGUUAAGAAAUCAUGUGUCUGCAGAAGUAACUGUAUUAAAUGCCCUGCACUCUCAGCAAGCAAAGAUCACAGAAGAGAAGCUGUCAUAUAAUGUGAUCUUUAUAAAAGUAAUUUUCCAGUUCUAGUAAAUGAUUUUGUAAUGUUGUCACUGACGCUGUCUUGCAUUAAAGAGUAGCUUUUCAAAGAACGGCUUACUUCGUUAACAAAUGAACUCAAUUUUCUGUAUUGUGCUCUGGCAGUGACAAAUGCUACACAAAAAUAUUAUCAAGCAUGCAGUCUUUCUCCAAAAUGACAGGCUAUGUUUUUAUGUUGUUUCAGUCAACAGCAAAAACUUGAGACAUUUGCAAUGCCAAACUGUGUAGCGAUAACUUGUGUCUUUAUUUUUUGCAGCCAUAUUUGGUACUAGGCUUGAUAGGGAGAGCUUAGUGUUAUCUGUUGAAGUAAAGGUCAUUGAAGAGCCAGCAAAACCUCCAAUUCUGCCUUUGUAAUGUAAGUUACUGGUGACUUCUUAAAAACCUUUUGUCCAAAUGUUACACAAUUCAUAUUCUGUAGCUGCAAAAAGCACAUCUUGUUUAGAAUAUAUCCCUAAAUCUCUUCAGUUCAGUGCCCAGAAUAUCUUGCAGUUGUUAUUGGAAACUCUGUUAUUGGUCAACGGCGGACUUCCUCUUGGCAGCGCUGUAUUUGUGAUGGCAUCCAUGUUUGCUAGUCACUGCAUUUACAGUGGAACUUGUAUUUCAGCCAGCUUUAGAAGGGAGGGGAAAAGGAAAGCAAAUUAAACUUGACUUACUGGCAUGAAUUUGUUAGCUUCUUGUUACUUGCACCCUCAUCUUCCAAGAACACCAACUGUAGCUGUAGUCAGGUUUGCAAUAAUAAUUCUUGUAACUCAAGAGCUUCAAUAUAUUCAGCUCUGAAACCAACACUCCAUUAAAAUCUAAACCAUACAGAUUGCAGUGAAACAGUGCCAUGCAAUCUGCACGUACCCCAGUAUGCAGGGAGAGGACAGGUCUCCCACCCUCCUUCAAGUUGGUGUCAGAGUGGAGGAGUGUUAGAACAGUUCUUGUAUGUGGCUUUGUCUAGGAAACGAAUACUAUAAAUGUCUUGAAAUACUGCUU
This is a messenger RNA of Athene cunicularia (burrowing owl), 4270 nucleotides long. RefSeq names its product ER membrane protein complex subunit 2 (gene EMC2). Gene Ontology annotation, molecular function: protein binding. The record is from RefSeq and is a predicted model, not a curated record. The coding region runs from base 82 to 786 and encodes 234 amino acids. The transcript is spliced from 9 exons. Gene Ontology annotation, cellular component: EMC complex. Gene Ontology annotation, biological process: protein folding in endoplasmic reticulum. Lineage: Eukaryota; Metazoa; Chordata; Aves; Strigiformes; Strigidae.